GGUUAUGUUCGUCACUUAGGCUUUGAGCCGUUGGGCUGUAUUGAUAAAAAUAUAAAAAUCUUAAGACAGUAAAAAACGUAUUGUUGUUGUUGAGUGUCCAAAAUAUUUUAUGAAUAUUCUAAAAAAUCAGCCACGCAAAAUGGCAAAUAACCAAGAUAGCUGGUCGAAGAUCAAGUCUCGAUACGGCGAUGGAGUAGUUCGAUAUUUGAAAGUUCAAGAUGUACAGCCUGAGAAAAUAGUUGGUAGUGUUUACAAGGUUUUGCAUGUUGAUAUUCUUAACCAAUGUGCAAAAAUUUCCACAACUUUGCGCGAAAAAUGUUUGAACGGGCCACCAAUGAAAAAAAGAAGAAUGAACAAUUCAUCAGACUCACAAAGUGGGUACAACUGUUACGAUUUACCAGAACAUCUUCACAAAGUUGUCGACAGUAACUUUGAAAAAACUCUACCCAAAAAAAAUAUGCCCAGCAAGGUUAAAGCAACAAAUUUGCCUGUCGAGGUGAAUUUGCUUAUUUGUCUUGACUUGCUUUACAAACAAAAAAACAAAAUGCCAGAGUUGAGUUUUCAAAGUUUGAAACAACCUCGCCCGUCUUGGGAUUAUGAAGAAAUGUUUCAUCGUAUGAUGAAAACUUACAUAGGACACCAAAAAGAAAUCAAAUACAACGCCUGUCUUAAAGACAUGACGCUAGUCUUAAAGAAAUUCCACAAAAGACACAAUAAAUUUAACUACCCCACUUGUCUAAAAACCAUCAUGAGAAUGAAAAAUUCAUCUGGAAAAAAUGCUCCAACUGUUUCUAUUCAUCAGCUGGAAAAAUAUUUUUAUAACAUUUCUAUGUGUGUCAUCCCCAAAGAAAUGUUCGGUAACAAUGCCAAUUUAAAGAAACUGAGGCGAGCAUUGAGAAAAUACUUUCUUUCAUCAUGGAAAGAAACAGUACCUCUCAAAAGUUAUGUAAUGAGUAUGGAUAUUUCCUGCAUUACUUGGCUGAAAUCAAUACUGGAUGUGGAAACGCAAUGGUUGAUAAUUGCAAAAUUGGCAAGAUGGCUGUUUGAAGUAUAUUUUUUAGGGAUAUUGAAGACCAUCUUUACCGUGAAGAAAGAUUUGUAUAGUGAGAAAAAAAUAUUUCUCAGUUCAUUGCGAUGGAGAAGAAGGAUGAACCAUUACAUCAAGACCCAAGAGAGGAAAAAAACAUGGGUUCAAGUGAAUCCAGUUGAUGAUUCCAUACAAAAAGAUACUGUAGUGUCUGCGGCAAAUUGUAAUUUGUAUCCAAAGGAAAAUGGUGUACGCUGUGUUCAUUCAUAUCGAAUCGACCAAUCGAUUCGUGAUGACAAAGCUACUCCUACAUUCGCGAUGUUGAAAGUACUCCUACAGCAAUUAUACAAUGAAAAAUACGAGUCGACAACGAUUCAAAAAUUGUACCCUUUGUGGUUGAGCUUGGCAGAAGAAAAGCAGCAGAAUCCUAAUCAUCCCUAUUUCCUCGUUUCAACCGACAUUGUGGAUGCUUAUGGAUCAGUUAUUCAAACGAAAUUAUACAACAUCUUGCAUGAAAUGAUAAUGGAAAUCCCAGGUGACAAAAUUACUUUGGAAUGGUUGGCCAUACUAAAACCGAACCUUUUCUAUAAGAAAAAUAGCGUUGAAUACAUCCAAUGGUUCAGUUGCUGCUCGUCACUGCCUCCAAUUCCCCCUCAUUCGCUGAUCUCAUUUGCAACAAGUGAUCAGCACCCGAAAGAAUUUAUAUCGAAAGAAAAAAUUUGCUCUCUGCUGCAAAAAUGUAUUACGCAGCAAAUCGUUUCGUACAAAGACACGAAGUACAUUCUCAAAGAAGGUCUUCCUCAAGGAUUCCCGCUAUCGCCAAUAUUAUCGGAUAUUUAUUAUGCUCACAUGACAAAACAAGAGUUUGCAGUUUUCAUGAAAUCUGGUGUGCUUGCGAGAUACGUCGAUGAUUUUUUAUACAUUACCGAUCAAAAAGACGCAGCGAAGGAGUUCAUGAACAGAGUAAGGAAAGGAGUUCCCGAAUAUCAUUGCCGUUUCAAAACCUCCAAAACACAAACUAAUUUAAUCUCAGCACGGUGGGGGUCAACCGAAUACGUUACUUACCUCGGAUACCUCAUUGAUUGCGCGACCUUAGAAGUAUCUCCUCUUCAUACAGAUUCGAAAUUUCAUCAUUUAAAGUCGAUGCAGUGCAUCAAAUACAAAAACGAGCAACAAACUCUUGCGAUGCGAUUGAGAAAUUUUUCAGCUUUGAAAUUAUCUCCAAUAGUAUUGGACCCCAAAAUAAAUAGCAUCGGAACGAUUCUGUCGACUGUUCGAUCGGCAGCUUACACGAUGGCGUCACGCUGCGCCGUUCUCAUACCAAGAGUAUAUCCAAAAUGUCAAUCUUAUGUGUGCGAAAUUUGGGAAGAGGUUCGAAGGGCUGUGGAAAUCGUCACAAGCAAGUUCGUUACAUAUUUUCGCAAGAAAAGAAACAAGCCGAGCCGAACGGUCACGAGAUACAUCAAAACAUUAAUCUGGAAAAAGUUCUACGAAGUUUUCGCUAAGAAUGCAAGUUUGCAUCAAUGUUUCGGCAAGGACAUUCGACGGAUGGUUCAAAAUCAAUCGGUUAUUUAGGCACUGUCAACGUAUUUCAUGCACAAGAGAGUUUCAUAAAAUUUUUACAAGAAACAAGAUAUAAAACGUUAACCAACGCCAUGCUAUGAAAUUCGAUAGAAUUUUUAAAACAGUGCAAUUCGCAAUAAUCAGUAAAUGGUUCAAGAGAACACUUGGACGUACGCUUGUGAUUCAAAUACACAUAAAAAAAUGCGUAAACAGUUCAUAAUAUUAGUUUGUAAUCUCUAUGGAUCAAUGAACGGGUUUCCAAAUAAAUUACGAAUUCAGUGAAACUUAGUAACGGCAAAGUUUAAUUCGGGCAUGAGGAACAUUUUCCACAACGAAUCGCAAGUAACUUUCCAAGGAUUUACAUCGAAUGAUGUUAUAAUUCGCUGUUAUCUUAUAAACGUUGUAACUAUGCUCGGUUAGCAACUUCGGUUAUUCUCGUGAUAGUAGGGGCAUAGCAGGGACUACAAACGGCUUAAUGCAGCCACUAAUAU
This is a messenger RNA of Venturia canescens, 3081 nucleotides long. RefSeq names its product telomerase reverse transcriptase-like. The transcript has 10 exons. The coding region runs from base 110 to 2602 and encodes 830 amino acids. Lineage: Eukaryota; Metazoa; Arthropoda; Insecta; Hymenoptera; Ichneumonidae. Gene Ontology annotation, cellular component: telomerase catalytic core complex. Gene Ontology annotation, biological process: telomere maintenance via telomerase. Gene Ontology annotation, molecular function: telomeric repeat DNA binding; telomerase RNA binding. The record is from RefSeq and is a predicted model, not a curated record.